AUGUCCUCUCCAGCCCCCCUACUCCGUCCCCCAAUUCCAGGCAGCCGAAAUACUGGUGCACGAACACCUAGAUUGGGCCUCGCCAUACCGCCCUCCCCAAAUGCCAAACCCGUCAACGGCGGGCCUCAACCAGGCGGUCUGUCGUUACAAAUGCCUGGACAGGGUCUGUCGCUACAAAUGCCUGGCCAGGCCGCUUCCUCAAGACCCUCACUACCUCGAUUACAAUUAGCUACACCGAUGGGCAGCAGCCAGACGCCAUAUGAGCAGGCUCUACAAAAUGGGCGGCCGAGUGUGCAACCUGUCGCUGGGCAGUCGGCCAGUGGUGGCAGUGAAAGCAGUGCAGCACAUUCAAGGGCUGGUAGUUUUGGUCCCUUAGAUGGCAGAGCGAGUAAUCCCACUUCGGCGGGGUCACAGUUCUCCGCCUUAUCAUUUGCGUCGCAAUACGGUCUACCACAACCCACACGAGGAACACCAGAUCCAGCUUCAGCUGUUGGGUCGCUAUAUUCAAACGCAAGCGAAGGGGGUGCUGGUAUGGAGCGUGAAGGGAGCAUAAGUGGACUUGAGGGAUUUGACAAGUUGAGCUUAGAAAGCUUAGAGAAGAUGAGGACAUUGGAUGUAGACGAGCUCGAUGAUGAGGCGUGGCGGCUGGCAAGUUCAGAGAAGAGGAUUGAAGAGCUGGGGAGUUUGGGAGAGGGUGCUGGAGGUGCUGUCACACGAUGUAUGCUGAAGGGAGGGAAGACUGUCUUUGCACUCAAAGUAAUCACUACCAACCCCGAUCCAGAUGUUAGGAAACAAAUCGUCCGCGAACUGAAAUUCAAUAAAGACUGCGCCAGCAAACACAUCUGCCGCUACUACAGCGCCUUCAUUGAGCCCAGCACAGCAACCAUCUCCAUCGCCAUGGAAUUCUGCGAAGGCGGCUCCCUUGACAGCAUCUACCGCGAAGUUAAAAAACUGGGUGGCCGGACUGGCGAAAAGGUCCUUGGAAAGGUGGCCGAGGGCGUUCUAAACGGCCUCACCUAUCUCCACGGCAAAAAGAUCAUCCACCGCGACAUCAAACCUAGCAACAUCCUGCUCUGCCGCGACGGCCAAGUCAAGCUUUGUGACUUUGGCGUCAGCGGUGAGUUCGGCACCAAAGGCGACGCAAACACCUUCAUCGGGACAUCGUAUUACAUGGCGCCCGAGCGCAUCACCGGGCAGAGCUACACCAUUACUUCGGACGUAUGGAGUACGGGCGUUACGCUGCUUGAAGUCGCACAACACCGCUUCCCUUUCCCAGCCGAUGGGACGGAGAAGCAGCCUAGAGCCGGACUGAUCGAUCUCCUGACGUAUAUUGUGCGGCAGCCGAUUCCUAAGCUGAAGGAUGAGCCGGAUGCGGGGAUCAAAUGGAGUGAGAAUUUCAAGUACUUUAUCGAGUGUUGUCUCGAAAAAGAGCCCGCCCGCCGCGCCUCCCCCUGGCGCAUGCUCGAGCACCCAUGGAUGAUAGAAAUGCGCGCGAAGCGCGUUAACAUGGCGCAUUUCCUCGCUACGGUUUGGGGAUGGGAAGAAACCUCUUGA
Molecule: messenger RNA, 1554 nt
Organism: Lachnellula hyalina
Lineage: Eukaryota; Fungi; Ascomycota; Leotiomycetes; Helotiales; Lachnaceae
Gene: MKK1
Product: MAP kinase kinase
Exons: 3
Coding region: 1-1554 (517 amino acids)
Biological process (GO): protein phosphorylation
Molecular function (GO): ATP binding; protein kinase activity
Source: RefSeq, a predicted model, not a curated record